AUGCAUUUCUGCACAUUUGGAUGCAAUAAAAAGUUUCACCGUACACCACGCGGCUGUCGGCUUGCGACUUCUGGACGGAAGUUGAGGGGGUUCGGCUUUUGGACGGAUCUUGGUCAGAUUUUGGUCAGAAGCUGCCCACUGGCAACAGUGGGACGGUCAAUGGUCAGAUUUUGGCCGGAAUUUGAAGGCGCUGCGUGUCAUGCGGCGCGUGCUACACUCAUUUUAAAUACAAGUACUUCGGAGACAAAAACAGACGAUGUUCACAGGAGUCAAAAAAACAACUGGAUGCUAGAAAAUUCAAAGAAAGACAAGAAAGUUAAUCAGGCAGAGCCUCUUCUCUCGAGUUCGUCACGAUUCACAGCGACAUCUUCAAAAUUUUAA
Caenorhabditis briggsae is the source of this 381-nucleotide messenger RNA. Bases 1 to 381 code for a protein of 126 amino acids. The record is from RefSeq and is a predicted model, not a curated record. The transcript has 4 exons. Lineage: Eukaryota; Metazoa; Nematoda; Chromadorea; Rhabditida; Rhabditidae.